CGCAGUCACAAGCAUCAACUGUCUCCUUGGAAACGUCAGCCGCUCGCUCACUGCAAUCACUGCAGGCCAGCAACAUGCCGGUGGGAAAGGAGACCUGGGGCGAGAAAGCGGAGAACGGCCUACUGAGGUCCCGGCUGGACGAGCAGUCACAGCUCAUCUGCCUACUGAAGCGGAGGGCUGACGACACGGGGCAGCGGUGUCAGGGCCUGGAGAGGAUGAACGAGGAGCUGGAGAAGAAAGUUGCAGAGGCAGAGAACCUGCUGGCGGCGGAGCGGAAGAGAGCGGACCAGCUUGAAGAACGUUUCGGCCUCCUCGCCUCUAACCACCAGGAAAUGAUCCGCUUCAAGGAUGUGUACAAGCGGGAGAACGAGGAGCUGCGGGCCGAGUGUGAGGGGCUGAGAGCAGAGCGCCACUCCGAGCGGCUGGAGACAGAGCGAAUGAUAGAGGGGCUGAGAGAAGAGCGCCACCCCGAGCUGCUGGAGACAGAGCGAAUCAUAGAGGAGCUGCGAACCCAGCUACAGGCGACCAGUAUUCAGAUCAGCCAGCAGGGGGAGCGCCACAGGGAGGAGGCGGACCUGGAACAGGGGGCACUGCUGGAGGAAAACCAGGACAAGAGGCAACAGCUCCACCUACUGACCGGAAGACUGAAGGAAUCAGAAGAAAUCUGCCAACAACUAAAGGAAGAGUUGUCCAAUUUGAUGGAGAUUAGAAAAACAGAGCAGGUGGAAGCUGAAGGAAAAGCUGAAGAGCUGAAUAAAGAGAAGAAGGAACUUCUGCAGUUGUGCAUGGAGAGGGGCCGAACUUUACAGGAGCAUCAGAAAGACCUAUCAGAACUAAGUAAUCGCCUGCAAGGUACAGAAAAGGCAUGGCGCGAAGCAAAAGAGCGAUAUCAGAGAGAAGUGACAGCUGUGAAUGCUGAUUCCAGAGUGCAGGAACUGAAUACAAGACUGGACGACAGCGAGAAGCAGUUAGAACUGUUGAGGAGAGAGUUUGAAGCCUACAAAAAGCACAGUGGAGACUUGUUAGCAAAUGAGAGAGAGCUGAAUGCCAAACUACGACACUUGAUUGGCUAAGAGGUCACCCUUGUG
Nanorana parkeri is the source of this 1088-nucleotide messenger RNA. RefSeq names its product coiled-coil domain containing 89 (gene CCDC89). The coding region runs from base 75 to 1073 and encodes 332 amino acids. The record is from RefSeq and is a predicted model, not a curated record. The transcript has 2 exons. Lineage: Eukaryota; Metazoa; Chordata; Amphibia; Anura; Dicroglossidae.